Molecule: messenger RNA, 2438 nt
Organism: Drosophila arizonae
Lineage: Eukaryota; Metazoa; Arthropoda; Insecta; Diptera; Drosophilidae
Gene: prd
Product: paired
Biological process (GO): anatomical structure development; regulation of transcription by RNA polymerase II
Molecular function (GO): DNA-binding transcription factor activity, RNA polymerase II-specific; RNA polymerase II cis-regulatory region sequence-specific DNA binding
Source: RefSeq, a predicted model, not a curated record
UGGUGUGCUCAAGUCAGUACGGCAUCGACUGCGCAACGAGUCAGACGCAUCAACGCCAAACGUCGUGACCUCAAAAAAUCAGAAAAAUUAAACACACAAAUUUACCGUUGUCUCUGGUAAAUGCAUUCGCAUUGCUUCAAACUUGUAAGCAAGUAGAUAAUUUGGUGGCUAUCGAUAUAAGCGAAAACUAUCGCAAAUAGUGCGUGAAAUCGAAAUUGAAUAAAACUGACUUGUGAAUUCCUCGUGGCCGUUAAAAGUCGAGCUGGUAAAGCUUUUUCGCGACUUUUUCUGUGGCUGUGAACUAUGACUGUGACCGCUUUUGCCGCCGCCAUGCACAGACCCUUCUUCAAUGGAUAUUCAGCCAUGCAAGAAAUGAAUAGCGGCCAAGGACGUGUCAAUCAGCUGGGAGGAAUGUUCAUCAACGGCCGCCCGUUGCCUAAUAAUAUCCGCUUGAAGAUCGUCAACAUGGCCGGCGAGGGAAUACGUCCGUGUGUGAUCUCUCGACAGUUACGCGUCUCCCAUGGCUGUGUGUCCAAGAUUCUGAAUCGCUACCAGGAAACGGGCUCCAUUCGACCGGGCGUUAUUGGUGGUUCCAAACCACGCAUAGCCACGCCCGAAAUUGAGAGUCGCAUCGAAGAGUACAAACGCACCAAUCCCGGCAUGUUCUCCUGGGAGAUCCGCGAAAAGCUUAUUCGAGAGGGCUUCUGCGAUCGUAGCAUGGUGCCGUCCGUUUCAGCUAUAUCUCGCUUGGUGCGCGGUCGCGAUGCGCCUGCUGAGGCGGACUCCGCCAAGCCCUCGUCCAGCUCGAACAGCUCCGAUCAGUGCGGCUCGAGCUCCACGCACAACAAAGCCACCGACGACGAGGUCUCCGACUGUGAAAGCGAACCGGGCAUUGCAUUGAAGCGUAAACAACGUCGCUGCCGUACCACCUUCUCGGCUGCCCAGCUGGAGGAGCUGGAGCGCGCCUUUGAGCGCACGCAAUACCCGGACAUCUUCACGCGCGAGGAGCUGGCUCAGCGCACCAAUCUGACCGAGGCUCGCAUCCAGGUGUGGUUCAGCAAUCGUCGCGCUCGCCUGCGCAAGCAGCACAACUCCGUAACCGGAUCGAGCAACAGCACUGCCACGCCCACAGCAUCUAUGCCAAGCAGCAGCAACAGCUCCCAUCUAUCCCCAUUGACCAUGAUGAGCAUGCCGCCGUCAAUGGAGGCAGCUGCUUCCAUCUACCAGCACUCAUACGAUUUCUACAACAAUCCCACCAACCCGAGCAGCAGCCACAGCACCAGCCUCUCGCCCCUCUGCAGCACCUUGUCACCGUUGAACACGGCCAAUACGCCGCCGCACCAUCACCAAUUCUAUAACACGGCCAGCUACAUUAUGCCCAGCUCGGCGACCAACAAUGUCGAGCAGACGCACUAUGAAUCCCAACUGGGCUCCGUUUACAGCACUGAAUCUGAGCCCCAUCAGACAAUGCCACGUAAUCCAAGUCCCAAUGAGUCCAUCUCCUCCACCUUUGGCCAGCUGCCGCCCACGCCCAACAGCCUCUCGGCCGCCGUCGUUAUGCCCAAUGAGCCCACCCCCACAUCUCUGACCAAUGUGAGUGGAGGCAGCGAGGAGCUGUCGUCAGCCCUCAAAGUGGAGGCUGCGGAGCUGGCGGCCAGUGCGGCCAGUGCGGCCAGUGUGGCCAGCGUGGCCAAUGGCAUCCAGCCACAGCUCUAUAGCAGCUGGACAAACACUGGCAACAUGCAGAGCAUGCGGCCCAAUGCGCCGCUCUCGCCGGAGGAUUCACUCAACUCCACCAGCUCGACGAGCAAUAUUCUGGACGUAUCUGUCUCGGCUGCUGCUGCCGCUGCCCACCAGAUGUUCCAUCCGUAUCAGCACACAGCUGCCGCACAAUAUGCUCCGUAUCCAACCAACAGCACACACUCGCACACACACACCCACACGCACACGCCGCAUCAUCCGCAUCACGGGCAUCCACAUGGCGCGCAUCCCCAUCCCCAUGCGCCGCAUCCCCAAUAUGGAACGCCACACUAUCCGCCCAAUUCGUCGGCGCACUUUAUGCCGCAGAACUUCAAUGCGGCCGCCGCAGCUGCUGCUGCCUUCUCCUCGCCCAGCAAGAUGAACUAUUCAACGAUGCCGCCCCAGCCGUUCUACUCCUGGUACUGAGGAGGGAGCGAACCGGAGGCAGCGGGAGUAGGAACUAAAGGAGCAGCUUAAACUGAGGAGGAGCAUCUGCCAAUCUGAGGGAGGAGAAGGCCACAGAAGCUAUCGAAGCAGCAGGAGUAGCAACUGCUAGAUCCUGGAGCAGGUGUUGAGUCGCCUCCCUGACCGUUGACAUCGCCAAAGAUUCAUGUACACUAAAAUGGAUUCGCUUCCACAAUUCAAUCUCUAAGCAUUUACCAACAUAUUUUUUCUCUGUAAUCCUAAGUCUUCAGUUU